CGUGACUGACUAUUCCGUCCACACACUGGGAUUUUUCCUGUUGACUUCUGUUGUAGCAACCGUCUGAUAAACAAGCUCCAGAUUAUACCAUUUCACCAAUCUGGAACAAUGAGCCAGCCACACAUGACUGAGGAAUGGACAGGGAAAAAAACAAUUGAGAAAUAUUUAUCUGGAAAGACUUUGAAAGAGGAAAUUUGGAUGCCUUUGGGAUCUUGUUCUCUUGAGUCAGUUAGUCAAAACUAUGCACAAGUCAGAGAGCAAAAUGAAAAGUUAACUGCUAUUUCAAGCCCCAAGCAGCUGUUAAUUGACAAGGUGCUGGCCAGGCGCAGGUUUGAUCAGCUUGUAAAGGAAAAGGAACAUCGAGCACGAAGCAGGAAGUUGAAGGAAAAGCAAGAAAGCUUGAAGCAGGAAUUGCAUAAGCUACAGUUGCAGAAGAAGCACUUGGGAACAGAAUUUACUGUUCCCUCAUGCACACAUGAUGACCAGAGUGCUCUGCAGUUUCGAAUUCUUCAGACUAGGAACAAUCUUCCCACUCUGGAAAACAGAAUCCAAGAAUUAAGAAAAGAAUAUUUCAGAAACAGAGAGAAAAUGCUAACAUCAUAUAACAAAGAUUCUAUAUUUCAAGGAGCAGAACCUUACCACAUCAGACACAUCAACAUGGUUCACUCAAUGCUCAAUGAUAUGAUUGAGAAUUUGUUGGAUGACUAUACCCGAAAAACUCCAGAUAAAAUGAACACCUUCACUGCUGAUCAGUUUUCGUGGAAAACUUCAGAUGAAGCUGACAACGUAUUGAAGGAAGUAAUGAUGGAUAGAGUUGCCAAUCUUAUUGUGGAGCAGUUUGUUUUGGAGAUUACACAUGAGUUGUCCAGUGAAGUGGCUCAAGAAUUUUUCAUUGUAAACCAAAUGAGUCGAUCACUAGCAUUUGAUGUUAUCUUUAAUGCAGUCCAGGAAGUGGGAAAAGAGAGACAAAAGCAAAGUCAGAAUGAAAAACCCGCGGCUUCAGUUGAUCAUCUGACAACUUGGCUGUUGGAACAGCAAAACGAUCGAGAGCUACACAGAAAAGGAUUAUGGGGUCACAUUCUCUCUGUUCCUGCCACAGAAAUACCAAGUGAUGUCCAUCUCCAACAAGAAAGAAUCUAACCAAGUCCCCAGGAUAUUCAACCACAUUGCCACCAUUGAAUCUCCAUUCAUCAAUACCCUCUGGAUUAUCAUUAACUACGAAUUUGACUGUAUCAACAACAUAAAUACUAUGGUGUAACUCAUGUUCAGUCUCUCAAAGUUCAGUCAUUGUCUACAAGGCACCAGUCAGGAAUUUGUUAGAGUACUUGCCUGGAUGAGUGUGGUUCCAACAACACUCAAGAAGCUCCACACCAUCCAGGACAAAUAACGCACUCAAUCUCGUCCCAUCCAUGACCUUAAAUAUUCACUCUCUCCUCCUCUAACACACAUCGGUAGCUAUUUGUACAAGAUGCAUUGCUGCAACUUGACGAGGCUCCUUUAAUGGCUCUUUCCAAACAACCUCUACCACCUGGAGGAAUGAGGGCAUUGAAACAUCACACAAGAUUCCCUCUAGCAGCAAACCAUCCUGACUUGGAACUUUAUCGUUGUUCACUCACUGUUGCUGGGCUGCGAUCCUGGAAUGGCCUCUCCCCACAGUUCUGUUGAUGUACCUAAUAUGCACAGACUACUGUGUUAUGAGAGGCAAUUCACCACCGCCUUGUCAAGCUCAGUUCAGGAUGAGUAGUUGUGACCUUGUGACCAAUACCUACAUCCUAUGAAUGAUUUUUAAAAGAAAUAUAUAUUGCUAAGUUGAUGAAACAAAAGAGAGGAAAAGAAGACUGCAGGUUGAUGAUGCAUGGAGAUCUGAUGGUGUUUGACUUAAUAAACAGUGACAAUAG
This is a messenger RNA of Chiloscyllium plagiosum (whitespotted bambooshark), 1898 nucleotides long. RefSeq lists its product as uncharacterized. The record is from RefSeq and is a predicted model, not a curated record. Lineage: Eukaryota; Metazoa; Chordata; Chondrichthyes; Orectolobiformes; Hemiscylliidae.